UGUGAUAGUUGUUGGCCUGUACUUGGUGAGUUGCUCUUUCUGUUAGUCGGGUCCUUGGCUGGAGUACUGAAGCUUGUGGGAUUUUUUUAGAUUUGUUUUGUAAAGAACAUCAGAAAAAAUGGGAUCAUUACCUUUCAACUUUUAUGAGGACAUGAAAGAAGAGUACCGCGAGUGCUUUGUACUUUUUGACACCGUCGGUGAUAACAAAGUGUCAGCCUUGGUAGUUGGUGACAUCGCCCGCUCACUUGGAAUGAACCCAACCCUUGCAGACAUAAAUAAAGUGAUUGGAAAAGAAGCUGAUGAGGAUACCCGCAUAACAUUCGAGGAUUUCUUGGCACAGCUCCAAGAUUUGGCAAAGAGCAAAGACCAGGGUGUUGCCGAGGAUUACAUGGAGUGUAUGCGUGUAUUUGACAAGGAAGGUAACGGCAUCAUCACAGGAGCUGAGUUGCGCCGAAUCCUCACAUCACUCGGUGAGAAACUAAAGGACGAAGAAGUUGAGUGUUUACUUGCUGGCUUAGAGAACUCUGAAGGUGAAAUCAGUUAUGAAGACUUUAUAAACAGAGUGAUAGCUCCAAUGCCAGAAUAAACGUAUCAUCGUUCAAAAAUCAGUGACCAGUGGGCUAAAGACAUUUUUAAAAACAAUAUACAAUACGUUUUCCAACAACAAGAAGAUCUGUAUUACUAAAGAAAUAAUUAUGAAAAGUUUAUUAAUAUUAUAUACAAGAAGCGGUAUCUUUGAGCUGUCGAUAGUAAUGCCCUCUUCAGUUUAUAACGUUAUGUUCAACAGGCAACGGUGGGAAUCAGCAGAAAUGCUUGGUGCAAUCUAUUUAUAGCACUUUUGUAUAUGCAGUGUAUAGAUUAAUAUAGUAGAAGCUAUGCAUUUAUUCAAGGUGAACUGCAUUUUUAAUAAAUUUAGCAACUUUCGUAGUCCUCAUACCGACCGCUUCGUUCAUAUUUUAAAUACUAUAAAUAGUUUUUUCUCUUUUUAUUAAACUUUUGGUUAUCAACCAGGAUCAAGCAGUCUAUUUCACUUCGGAAUUAUUUUUUAUACCAUCUGGAACAAAAAGAUGUUCUUUGUCAAGUUAGUUGGCAUUAAAUUAUCUCAUACAAUGAAUUUGAGUGAUGAAUCUGUCUACUUUCAGCACUAUUUUUUUUUCUCAUCGUUGAAAUCUUAACAGUUUGAACUUAAUAGCGGUUGGUGCGACUCUCAACGUGCGUUUGAGAUUAAAAAAUCAAGUAUCGUAACCAUCAAGCCACAUCAUCAAACACUUCAGCACCCGGGAUGUAUGUGAUACUUGUUUCAAAAUUAUAAAACAAAUGUAGUAAAAAAAUAAAAUACAAUUUAAGUCUGAGAGUGCCAUUUCCGACCAUCCAGAGUUGCCAUAAUCAUAAAUUAGUAUUGACAUUCUGUCUGUUAAAGUCCUUCCUUGGGCCCCUCUAUUUCGAAUUGCUGGAUUCGCCACUGAUAGUAAUAAAUGACAACAUGGUACAACAA
Messenger RNA from Anneissia japonica, 1495 nucleotides. Its product is annotated as myosin light chain 3, skeletal muscle isoform-like. Gene Ontology annotation, cellular component: myosin II complex. The transcript has 6 exons. The record is from RefSeq and is a predicted model, not a curated record. Gene Ontology annotation, molecular function: calcium ion binding. Bases 119 to 586 code for a protein of 155 amino acids. Lineage: Eukaryota; Metazoa; Echinodermata; Crinoidea; Comatulida; Comatulidae.